CGCCACUAACAGGGCAGGCGCUUCCCAGGCCCAUGCUCUCGGGUCUUCCGCCUCGACGCCUCUACACCCACCCCGACGAGCAGGUGGCGCUGCUGAAGGCGGGGGUGGCCGAGCCCGCGCCGCAGCGGGAGUGGGUGCUGCCGACGCAGUUGAGGGAGGCGUGGACGCUGGGGAGGAUGGCGGACGUGUUUGCGGGGGUGUGCGUCGUGCCGGAGCCGAUAGGCGCAGGCAUAGGCAAGGAGGGGGAAGGGAAAGAGUGGGAAUGGAAGGAUGCAGAGGAAGAGGAGCACGAGCGCAAGUGGCGCACUGCGAAACGCGUGCUGCUGGCUGUCGUCGAGGACGAUAGCACCGUCGUCUACUACCUGGUGCAUGACGGGCUGGUGAAGCCGCGGCAGAACUGAGUGUCUGUGUGCGUGGGUGGGUGUGUGUGUGUGUGAAUGGGGAGGCUAGGUGCUCUACUGGCUGGGGAUACCUACGCCAUGACGACGACGACUACCUACAUGGAACAAACGCCGCAGCGCAGCGCAGCGCAGCGCUAGCAAAACAAACCAAAGCAAACAAAACACGGCACCGCCAAACAAAGAAAGAUCCAGACAACCCGAGAAACAAUGGAAGAAAACGCAACGCCAAACGGGCCCAGAGCCGCUCGUGCCUACCUCGAGGGAGGAUGGGAAUACCGACCCGCCUAGAUAGAUGGGAUGUGGUGGGGU
Messenger RNA from Aplosporella prunicola CBS 121167, 710 nucleotides. RefSeq lists its product as uncharacterized. Gene Ontology annotation, biological process: tRNA splicing, via endonucleolytic cleavage and ligation; tRNA-type intron splice site recognition and cleavage. Gene Ontology annotation, cellular component: tRNA-intron endonuclease complex. Lineage: Eukaryota; Fungi; Ascomycota; Dothideomycetes; Botryosphaeriales; Aplosporellaceae. The record is from RefSeq and is a predicted model, not a curated record. The coding region runs from base 33 to 401 and encodes 122 amino acids. The transcript has a single exon. Gene Ontology annotation, molecular function: nucleic acid binding.